CAAAUCAGCAUAUUAUAAUGAUUUCUGAAGUAGCGUGAUCCUGAAGGCUGGAAUAAUGAUGCUGAAAAUUCAGCUUGGCAUCAGGAAUAAUUGACAUUUUUAAUUGUAUUACAAUAGAAAACAGUUAUUUAAAUUGUAAUAUCUCACAAUAUUGCUGUUUUUAUUGUAUAUAUAAUCAAAUUAAUGGUAAGCAUAAGGUUAAAAGAAGAAAGAUGACUGUAACAUACAUGCUACAUAUAUACCUUUUCAUUGGAUAAAUGACAGUAACAAUUAUAUUUAUGUAUCUAAUUAAACAAGAAAGAGGAGAAACAGUCGAACGGACCCCAAGAGAAAAGUAAAAGCAUCAUAAGAUGGAAAAUGUCCAAGGAAGACCCUCAAAGAAAGAGCAGGACAUCAUCACAGAUCCCCAUCCCAAGGAGAUGCAGCUUUACCCAGACGAAGAAGGAACCGAAAGGCCAAAAGUUACCAGACCGAGACGAGAAGCUCAUUAACUACCAGACCAUCCCAGAAAGACGCUUCUCCACUGAACGAGCUCGUGAAAUAAUCAAACACAUUGUUGAUGAAAGACUGGAGUCUGUCGAGUACAGCUGCUCAUGCUCAGACAUCUCCAAAGAGCUGUCCGACUGUAUUAGGAUGGCUAUAAAGAAGCUGUUGUAUGAUCGAUAUAAGCUGGUCUGUUACGUGGCCAUCGGGCAGCUGAAGGAUUCGGGUGUGAACUGCUCCAGUAGAGCCAUCUGGAGUCCCACUUCAGACACAUUCACUGAAUACAUCUAUAAAAACAGAUCUUUGUUUGCCGUUUGCAUUUUGUUUGCAGUCUAUAAAGAGUAACGUAACUGGUCAGCUGGAAUUAAAGUACAAUUUUAUGUAAGGUGACAUUAUGCACAUUAAAGUAGGUUGUUCAUUUAAAUACUCAAGAAUGUGUUAAACUUUUACAUAAAAAAAACUAUAUAAUAAAACAUGUUUUUUACGUGAAAAUGCUAUUUCAGUCUUUCUCUACUUCAUACUUUCAUGUUUAAAUCAAUGGUAUUUGCUAUUUCUUUGUAAUUAACUGUCAAAUUUACAAGCAACUUGAGUGAAAAUUGUUUGUACACCUUUUUAAAUUCAAUUUAUAACAUUAAAACAUUUGGACCCACUUUAUAUUAAGUGGCCUUAACUACUAUGUACUUACAUUUUAAUUAAUAAUUUAGUACAAUGUACUUAUUGUGUACAUACAUGUUUUUACAUUGUACUUAUAUUUUAAAAAAACGACAUGUAAUUACAUCUGUAUUUAAUUUCUGUAAUUACAUUUAUAAUUACACUGUUGACCCAUACUUUACACCUUAACCCACCCUUAAACUUACCCAUACCUCCAACCCUCUCCCUAACCUUACCCCUGUCCCACCUCAAUAGCAGCAAAAGUGUUUUACAAUACAAUAUGAACACAAUAAGUACAUUGUACUUAUUUUUUAUGUAAGUACAUAGUAGUUAAGGCCACCUAAUAUAAAGUGGGACCAAACAUUUUACUAAAGCAGCAGCCACGAUUUACAAAUAUAUAUCUAUUAGCAAUGUUUUGAAACAGUCCUAAGCCUCAUUGUUAAUCAGGUUAAUGUUGCUCUAUUCUUAAAUGCACGUCUGGUGUGGUAAAGUAGCUAUACAAAAGUAGACAGCUGCUC
Molecule: messenger RNA, 1652 nt
Organism: Carassius gibelio (silver crucian carp)
Lineage: Eukaryota; Metazoa; Chordata; Actinopteri; Cypriniformes; Cyprinidae
Product: dynein light chain Tctex-type 5-B
Exons: 1
Coding region: 358-828 (156 amino acids)
Biological process (GO): microtubule-based movement
Cellular component (GO): cytoplasm; cytoplasmic dynein complex
Molecular function (GO): dynein intermediate chain binding
Source: RefSeq, a predicted model, not a curated record